CGAUCUUGCAAGGAUUUCUCUGCCAUGAGGUAAAUGUGGUGACAUUGGGAGGCUGUGACUUGAAGAACUACGUAAAAAAGCUCAUGGUUCAAUUCUCCUCAUUCUUUACCCCACAUUCAAGCCGGAACAAUAGCAGCAAGCCAACAAUCGUUCCAGACACUCAAAGCAGAAAGGCAUCAAGCACUGAGAAAAUACUGCACUGGUCGCAAAGAUGGCGCGCCUGAGUGCUCAAGGCGUUGCGUCUGCAGAGGUUCAGCAAUCUCCGACCCAGUCGCUCAAUACCACCUCCGAAACCACCAACGAUGAAGCGGUUCCGCCCUUCUUCAACACGACUUUCUCAACUCAUCGUGUUUCCCCCAUGCACAUUGGGAAAUCACGUCUCACCAGCCAACGGCUCCAAGUUAUCGCCAGCCGCCUUCGUGAUACCCUUGUCGGUGAUGUAGUUCGUGGCAUUCAACUCAGUUUGGAGGCAGCAGAUACAUCUUUCGGCCAAGUUGGUGCUCUCAAGGGUGUCCGAAUCGAAUGGUUUCAUGCCAGUACGUUUUUGGGUGAGGACGCUGCUGAGUUCGACCUCGAAGCUCCACGCGGCGAUCAGAGUGACCUUCCAGACGACCAGAAACAAGGGCUCUGGAUAAGCAUAGAGCAUGAGAAUGCUGCUUAUGCUGCGAUUCUUCUACCUGGAUUAUCAGACUCUUCAGAGUCGCGGCAAACCGGUGAUAAAAGCAGGUUCCUCUAUCUGCCAUUAUUGUUAAUGCGCAUGCCUCAGCAACUCAAGACCGUUGUGGCAAAUUGGCUUGCUGCUUCUUUCGACUGUCGCGUCAGUCGGAUAACGAUGGGAACCAAGACUAUUCUCGGAGUAUGGGAAAGCUGGAUCGUAAACGAAGGGCUCAACGACCGAGGUAUUGACUUUACCAUAACACUUGCAUUCAACGUGUCGCUUCAGACCAGCGAGGACCCAACAGCUAUCGACAAAACCCAAACUCAAGAGGAAACCAAGCCUAACCCAGGGCUUCGAUCUGUUGAUAUCACCAUAUCUGCACAAGACCUUCGCCGCUUUGUGCGCGCUGGUGAGAAGAGUCAUAUCCCGGUUGAUGCUUCUUGGCAAGGAGACGCCCGUGAACGCCGUAGACUUGCUGGUGGGAACACGGACGAUGGCUGGGCUUGGCGUACAAACGGUCCUUCGGAAGCAUCCCCCUUCACCGAAGCCUUGGGGCUCUAUCUACAUCACCAUCUUGCACUGAAUCUUUUUCAUCCCGGCGUACAUGUUACCCAGAUCUCCUGCGCUGGGUUCGUGCUCGGCCAGAGUCGCCUAAAGAUCAUAAUGCCUGGUGAGAUCAGCCAGAGCCUCUCCCGCGCUGCGUGGUCCUUUAUGGCGCAACUUGGACAAAGGGUUCAGGGCGAGCAGCUGCCGCAGGUAUUUGCCAAUCAACCUGGAGUUUGAGCCAACGCAUUAGCUCAGUUUACCGACAUCCACCUGGCACCCCCGGUUCGUAAAUGCUGGUGCGCCAGGAACCAGAUUUUAGUGCUGGGCCGUUCAGUGCAUUUCUUUGUUCAAAAUGGGUCUUGACGCAAUGUUUUCUUGCCCAUCAUGACCAGACUGAUGGGCAAUCCUAAGAGUUCAGCAAUCACGAACCAAAUGAUGCGAAUGACAAUGGAAGGGCGAAUGGUCCAAUGGUUUGCUUUCACACGCCAUCUCUCGUUUCACGGAGUAACAUAUGACGAAAUACCAUCGGCCCUUUUGACAGUAAUGAAGAUACAAUUUCUGUCCAAGAGCGGAGAUUUCAACUCGGAUCGCCCAAUACUAGCACCCAGCGUUCUUUUCGGGAACACUUUCUUUCUCAAGUAUCCUUGACAGGCGGCAGCUUCACUGCCUGCCACUGCGACAAACAUUGCUUUUGGGAUGCUGAGACUGACCGCGGAAUCCCAUUCUCGUCUGCACCAUUGUCCAGAAAGAAAUCACUGGAGCUGAAUCAAGCAUAAUCAAAGCCUGCGACUUUUUUUAGUUAAUAAGUCUAUAUCUUUUCAUCCUGCAGCAUGUAAGUCGAGGUGUCAUAUUCUGUCAGCCUCAAGCGUCACAUAUGCAGGAAAAGCUGUUUGUUGGUUUGCAGUUUAAUUUCGCAAAAGCGCUUCUUGGAUGUGGUGCAAACUGUAAUCUGUGCUGUCUAAUCGGGCACCAGUACCUUGGCAUCAUUUAACCAAGGCAACAAGCCAGACAAACAAGGCUGUAUCGUGAAAUGUGGUGGAGGUGGCAACAAAGAGGGGUCUAUUUUUGGUGAUUAUCUUGCACAUUAUGGAACUCGUGCAUUUGAAGCUGGAGAUACGACAAACAAGAAGGAUGUUGCUUCAAUGUCCUUUUUUGGUCUUUGAGAUGGAAGGUUUCCGGUCAUCUUCAUCGCGAUCGGGAGGAGCAAUGCCGUGGCAUGCGACAAUGGCUGAUGGUGUAUCAGAAGUUCAGAUGCGCACUACGGAAUCGCUGACUCAAUGGCCAAGGGCUACAGCAGCAAGCAAAGCUGGAGCCAAGCUUUCAUAUAAGGCUCGGGAUAAAUGUCAACAAAACCGAUGCCAGGAAGCCACAUGCAAGUGCCAUGCUCAUUGACAACAGAAGAAAUAAAAGUGUUUGCCGUCGCCAAGCAUCGUUGAGCCUCCAUAUCAAAGCUUAUGGUGGCACCAUAGGAUGCUAUUCAUAGUUUUACGAAGACCAUAGCGCAGUUAUUUGCGUCGUUAAUUAACCCUGAUACAAUGGAUCCAGUAUCUUGGCCAAGUCUUUGCCAUUCUUCUCAGGAGCCAAAGUUAGCA
This is a messenger RNA of Fusarium odoratissimum NRRL 54006, 2796 nucleotides long. RefSeq lists its product as uncharacterized. The transcript is spliced from 2 exons. The record is from RefSeq and is a predicted model, not a curated record. The coding region runs from base 212 to 1441 and encodes 409 amino acids. Lineage: Eukaryota; Fungi; Ascomycota; Sordariomycetes; Hypocreales; Nectriaceae.